Puccinia triticina is the source of this 747-nucleotide messenger RNA. RefSeq lists its product as uncharacterized. The transcript is spliced from 8 exons. Gene Ontology annotation, molecular function: GTPase activity; GTP binding. NCBI's taxonomy places the organism in Eukaryota, Fungi, Basidiomycota, Pucciniomycetes, Pucciniales, Pucciniaceae. The record is from RefSeq and is a predicted model, not a curated record. Gene Ontology annotation, cellular component: lysosomal membrane. The coding region runs from base 1 to 747 and encodes 248 amino acids. Gene Ontology annotation, biological process: protein transport.
AUGCAGGAUCCUGGGUGCUCUUCAAGUGCACCUCAAGUUCUCAACUCCCGACCGCGCCGCAAAGCACGCCCGGGGUUUAAUGUACAAGCCUCGAAUUGUGGGGAAAGUGAAACGUUGAAGAGGAACCGAGCAACCACCACACGAGUUACAUACCAUCAGACUCGACCAGAGCAAAAUACGACAGAAAUCGAACAGGCCAUGUCAUCGAUCGUCAAAGCCGUCCUCGCCUGGAUCAAAUCCUUGUUCUUCUCGACCGAAUUAGAAAUAACCAUCAUCGGGCUGCAAAACUCUGGAAAGACCAGUUUGGUGAAUGUGAUUAUGUCAGGCCAAUUUUCAGAUGCCAUGGUUCCAACAGUAGGUUUCAAUAUGCGCAAAUAUACAAAGGGCUCGGUUACAAUCAAACUAUGGGAUAUCGGAGGUCAACCGAGGUUUCGAUCGAUGUGGGAACGAUAUUGUCGCGGUGUGACGGCCAUCGUCUUUGUAGUUGACUCUUCGGAUCCGAAGGCAAUCGAAUCCUCCAAAAUCGAACUUCAAAGUCUUAUUACCAAACCAGAACUUAGCGGGAUCCCGUUGUUAGUGCUCGGAAAUAAAAACGAUCUAGAACAGUCGAUGAAGGUUCAAGACUUGAUACAGCAGCUUGAACUGUCAAAAGUCACCGGAAGAGAAGUUAGCAUCUAUUCGAUUUCGGUCAAAGAAUCCAGGAACAUCGACGUUGCACUAAGCUGGCUAUUAAAGCGCGCAAAAUAA